AUAACGUUAUACUACGCUAAUAAAAUAUUAGCUAUGCAUAUAUGUCCCCCCCUCCGCUCAAAUGGCUUGUAUCUUCCUCAAAACAGCACAGGGGCUCCUACAGAAUGAGGAUCUAUGAGAGGGAGAACUUCAUGGGUCAGAUGAUGGACGUGACUGACGACUGCGACUCCAUCAUGGAUCGUUACCGCUGGUCCAGCGGUUGCCACUCGUGCCACGUGAUGGACGGCCACUGGCUCAUGUACGAGCAUCCCCACUACAGAGGCAAGAUGUGGUACUUCAGGCCCGGAGAGUACCGCAGCUUCAGGGACUACGGCAACAUGAACUUCAUGAGCAUGAGACGCAUCAUGGAUUCCUGGUAUUAAAUCAAAAAAAUCUUGUGAAAUCAUGUG
Molecule: messenger RNA, 389 nt
Organism: Ictalurus furcatus (blue catfish)
Lineage: Eukaryota; Metazoa; Chordata; Actinopteri; Siluriformes; Ictaluridae
Product: gamma-crystallin M2-like
Exons: 1
Coding region: 42-362 (106 amino acids)
Biological process (GO): visual perception; lens development in camera-type eye
Molecular function (GO): structural constituent of eye lens
Source: RefSeq, a predicted model, not a curated record